AAAAAGCCAAAAGAAGAAGAAGAAACUCAUCGCACCAAUCAGAGACAACAUCCGGGUUGCCAAGCAUCAAGCAUUUUAUGUUUCUAUCUGUGUGGGUUGCUCAAUUAUUAAAUGAAACGCAUACAGUAUUUAUUACGAAAACAAUUUGGUUAAUAUUUAUUUAAAACACCGAAAACACUGUGCAAGGUAAGUUUUCGCAAUAUGUCAGCAGGUUAGUUAUUAGCCAUAUAGAAAGUGGGCUCAAAGUACAAUCCGUGAUCAAACGUUUUAAAGUUGGUUUUACGGUUUGCCAAUGCUACUCUGCUCUGCACUGAAGGGGAAAUUCGCAGGAGGUCUCUUAACCUUAAAGUUUUGGGCAGUACAAAAACAAACCAGGAUGUUGUCAUCCCUUCCUGUAGCAGCAGUUUGUCAAAUGACUUCCACUCCUGACAAAGAAGCUAAUUUUACAGCAUGUAAGCGAUUGGUUGAACAGGCUACAGAGGGUGGAGCGAGUAUGGUCUUUCUACCUGAAGGCUUUGAUUAUAUUGGCUCAAGCCGAGAGGAGACGCUACACCAUUCAGAGAGCCUAGAUGGUGACAUUAUAACUCGCUACACUCAUCUAGCGAGAAAGCUCAACGUGUGGUUGUCUCUGGGUGGAUUCCAUGAAAGAGGUCAUGACUGGAAAAAUGACCAACGAAUUUAUAACAGCCACAUUCUCAUAAACGGACAAGGUGAGAUUGUAUCUGUGUACAGGAAGGGACACUUGUUUGAUGUGGAGUUAACAAGUAAAGGCGUGUCCCUUAAAGAGAGUGCCUUUACUAUACCUGGAUCCCGGCUACUCCCUCCAGUCCAGACGCCAAUUGGAAAGGUUGGCCUUGGUGUCUGCUAUGAUCUCCGUUUUCCUGAGCUGUCGUCAGCCCUUCAGAGACACGGUGCUGAGAUCCUUACAUACCCUUCAGCUUUUACUGUGGCAACAGGAACUGCCCACUGGGAGGUGCUUCUCAGAGCCAGAGCGAUCGAAACACAAUGUUUUGUUAUUGCUGCAGCACAGGUUGGAGCUCAUCAUGCCAAGAGGACGUCUUAUGGACAUGCUCUAGCCAUUGAUCCAUGGGGUGUGGUGCUCGGGGACUGUGGGGGUUCUGAUGUAGGCGUAGCUAUGGUUCAGAUUGACCUGCAGGGUUUACAUGAUAUCAGGAGAGACAUGCCGGUGCUACAGCAUCGAAGAGAGAAGGAGUAUUACUCCAGCUUGGAUUAAAUAUCCAUGUAUUAUAUGUUAUAUAAUACAUAUUUUGUAUUUAUUGUACAUUAUGAUUCUGCACAAUUUAUAAAUCAAUUCAAAAUGUAAUUUGGAUUAAGUUAGUUGCAAUUGUUUGACUCUUUUCGCCUGUUUGCAUUUGGAAAUGAUUGAUUUCUCUUUAAUCUCAAGAAAAGAAAGAAAUCUUCUGCUGCCUCUGACCAAUAUUUUAUUCGAAUUUGGAA
Messenger RNA from Triplophysa rosa, 1458 nucleotides. It is a transcript of the gene nit1, whose product is annotated as nitrilase 1. Lineage: Eukaryota; Metazoa; Chordata; Actinopteri; Cypriniformes; Nemacheilidae. The transcript is spliced from 6 exons. Bases 293 to 1234 code for a protein of 313 amino acids. Gene Ontology annotation, molecular function: hydrolase activity, acting on carbon-nitrogen (but not peptide) bonds, in linear amides. The record is from RefSeq and is a predicted model, not a curated record.